GAUGGCAGUUCGGAGCUUUCAUGUGUAGGGCGACGCCAUAUUUGCAGGGCGUGGCUGUCUGUGCGUCUGUCAACACGUUGGUUGUUAUAGCUGUGGACAGGUACAUUGCUAUUUGUCACGUGAUGAGACAACGGAAUACCAAGAGAAUGGCUAGAGUGAUUUUGUUCUUCAUCUGGUUUGUGGCGCUUCUACUGAUGACACCCUGGGCUGUAUACUACAAGCUGGAAAAGUACAACAGCACAGUCCAAACGUUCGAUGUGUGCGUCGAAGACUUCCCAAAGAAAGUGCACGAAAAAGCAUUUUUCCUUGGUGUCAUAUUUCUUAUGUGCUACGCCAUGCCAUUAGUUUUCAUAGUGGCCUGUUAUUCUAUGAUUUGUUACCGUGUGUGGCACAGAAACGCUCCAGGUAUUACUUCCAGUAGAGGAGUGAUUGAAAGAUCAAAAGUACGUGUCCUAAAGAUGUUGAUAGUUGUGGUUCUCUUGUUCAUGUUCUCCUGGAUGCCGUUGUAUAUUAUACGCCUGAAAGUGCUUUUUGACGAACAUAUCAAUGCAGAGGAAAUGUCCGUUAUUCAUGAAGUUGCAUUUCCGUUUGCGCAGUGGCUUGGUACUUCAAAUAGUUGCAUGAAUCCUUUAGUAUACUGUUUCUUCAGCCAAAAAAUCAGGAGCAGGAUUCGAGCUAUGCUUUGUUGCGCCAAACCAGAAACAAGGAGUCUAUACUCCUGCAGGUCCAUAUACAACAGUUCUCUGGAACCCCCCUCGAGCAUCAGACAGGCUAGGUAUAAAGCGGAUGCUUUUGCCAAUGGGCAUUCACGACACGGACAUUAUCACAAUGAUGGAAAUGUGUAUCAUCACCGAUCUUCGCGUUUGGAAACACUACGAACUUCGCGAACGGACACACAAAGGUCGCUGCGAUUAGAAGGAGAGCUCUGCCAGCUACAACAAAAUAACACCAGGUCCACUCAUGUCUAG
Candidula unifasciata is the source of this 968-nucleotide messenger RNA. NCBI's taxonomy places the organism in Eukaryota, Metazoa, Mollusca, Gastropoda, Stylommatophora, Geomitridae. The record is from the annotation of a GenBank genome assembly.